Molecule: messenger RNA, 543 nt
Organism: Micromonas pusilla CCMP1545
Lineage: Eukaryota; Viridiplantae; Chlorophyta; Mamiellophyceae; Mamiellales; Mamiellaceae
Source: RefSeq, a predicted model, not a curated record
AUGAGCGCGGCGAGCCGUUCAACGGCGCGGUGCACGGCGACGACGGCGCCGACGACCUCGACGAGGGGCGGUUCGAGCCCGCGCACGGAUCCCCGACGGACUGGCGCGAUCUCGAGCUCGCGCCCAAGUUCACGUCCGUGGCGUCGUGGCAGCGGCCGCAGUUCCGCGUCGACGAGGGAGGUGAUUACGUGCGCAUGCGCGGGUGGAUGCGCACGCGCGCGCGGGCGCGGGAGAGCCGGUGUUCGCGCUCCCCGAGGACGCGGCGCCGGGACGGACCGAGAGAUGGAGGGUCACGAUGAAGGGCGCGGACCGCGCGCUGAGCUCGGGGAGGACGGCGUCGCGGUGCUGACGAGGAGAUGCGGCGGAGAAUUGGAUCACGCUGGCGGGGUUCGCGUUCAACGCGCGGAGCGCGGCGGGGUACGGGGGGGGCGACGGCGGCGGCGGCGGCGGCGGCGGCGGCGGCGUCGGCGGCGGCGUCGACGGCGAAGCCGCGGCGGGAGCGAGGGACGAGUUAUGACGCGUCGCGCGAACGGUUGGUUUUAA